UGUCAGAGCGCAGUUCGUCUCGUGCAGCGCAGCCCUCAGAGACCGAAACAGUCGGACCCCGAGCGCUGCCCUCAGCAUCUCCGCCGUGACCGAGACCGAGACGAUCAUGAGCGCGCACCCGGCUGUGCUCGUGCUGUGCCUCGCGGCGCUGGUGAGCUGCGUGCCCAACCCGUCCCCGCUGCUCGGCUCCAACUGGGGGAGCCCCAGGAGGUUCGUGCACCUGCAGACCUCCUCGGAGGUGAACAACAUCUACCUGGAGAUCCGCAUGAACGGACAAGUGAGGAACACGACGAGCCGCAGCUCCUACAGUGUAGUUGUGCUCAAGGCGGAGACCAGGGAUCGUCUGGCCAUUUACGGGGUGAAGAGCAAGCGCUACCUGUGCAUGGACGAGGAGGGCAUCCCCUUCAGCUCUACCGUCUGCAGCAGGGAUGACUGUCUCUUCCACCACAAGCUGCUGGAGAACCACCGCGACGUCUACUACUCCUGCAAGAGCGGCCUGCUGCUCAACCUGGAAGGCGCCAAACAAGCCUACGAGCCGGGCCACAACCUGCCGGCCUCGGCGCUCUUCCUCUCCGAGAAGAACACGGUGCCGCUGAGGCGCCUCCUGCACAGGGAAAGGAGGAAUCGGCACAUGGACCCUUCAGACCCACUGCGCGUGCACAGCCAGCACGGGGAGGGCUCCGAAUCACUGCCUUACCCGGAUACGGACGUGGACGCGGAGCAGGAGAAUGAGCGAGAGGCCGAGGUGUCGGAGCAGGGCUGGGCCACCUCCAGGGAGAGCAUCACCUUCGGUUUCCACGACGACCCGCUGCAGGUGCUCAAUCGCAUGGACCCGCAGAGCCCUCGGAACACGGGGCACAUCGGCUAAUUUGGGACAGAAGCACCAAAGUGACACCUGGCAGCGGUGCGGUUUCUCCAGCUGGUCUAGGAAACGGUACCCUAUUGUUUUACCUCUCUUUUCUUGCAUUAUUUACACUGCCUCUAUCUUUUAAUCAUAUCUAAGUGGUGAUGGCAUUAGCUGGAAAACAGCCAACUAUUACACCUUCUUUCAGAACAG
Scleropages formosus (Asian bonytongue) is the source of this 1057-nucleotide messenger RNA. It is a transcript of the gene fgf23, whose product is annotated as fibroblast growth factor 23. The record is from RefSeq and is a predicted model, not a curated record. NCBI's taxonomy places the organism in Eukaryota, Metazoa, Chordata, Actinopteri, Osteoglossiformes, Osteoglossidae. Bases 107 to 868 code for a protein of 253 amino acids. The transcript has 3 exons. Gene Ontology annotation, molecular function: growth factor activity.